AGUGCACAGGCUUCCCUGCCGUCCCUGCAGGCUCAUUCAGCCCAUGAAAAUCGCGGCCUGCCUCGCCGCCGCGUGCGCGCUGGCAGGGCGCCCGCCGCGCCGCAGGACAUCCGUCGGCACGAAGCGAAGACCGACCACCAAGGCUCCCCUGGUGGCGCCGCCCACCUUCGUCGCCGCGACGAUCUGCCGGGCGCAGGAAACGAACGAAGACGCGUUUUCGCCGCUCGCGGUGCCGGAGCGCUGCCGCGGCGCCGAGGCGGCGACGCGGCCGUGGUUCAAACACGUCGGCCUCGACACCCUCUUCCCGGGCGCCGGGCUGGGCGAGGUGUUCGACGAGUCGUCAGAAUUCCGGGCAGCGCUGCGGCGCGCGGCGCGCGAGGACCGCUGCGACACGAGCUCCCCGGUCCGCUUUGAUAUGACCUCUUCGGCGCAAGGGUCGUGGUUUUCGCGCCGGCCCGCGGCCGCAACGCACGGCGUGCUGAGGGAGGCGCUCGGCGCGAGCGCGCCGACCGGCGACGAAUUCUACGCCAAAAUAGGCGGAUUGACGCUGGACGGCGUCGCGCCGCGGACGGGCCACUUCAUCGACAUCGUCGGCGGCCCCGGCAGUAGGCGGCUGGCGCGCUACGCGUGGCACCAAGAUCGCGGGGGGGACACGGAGGCGGUGACCGUGAUGCUCGGCUUUCCCGCGGCGAGCCGACAACGCGGCUGCGGCGUGUUCUCGCACGUCUCUCCGCUGUCUCAUCUGGUGGUCCACGAGGCGGACGCGGAGCGCGACAACUCGCGGCCGCGGGAGUUCUCGGACGAGCGGGGCGAGCGCCGGUUCCUCGACGUCGACGCGAUCCCCGAGGCCUCGAUCGUGCGGCCCGGCUACGGCCGGGGCCGCGAGCUGAUCGUCUACAGCGACGCUCGCGUGGUCCACUCGGCGCCGGACGCGAUCCACCGCGAGAGUCUGUGGCGGUUCAUGUGACGGUGUACUCAUAAAGUGAGAAAGUAUU
Messenger RNA from Pelagomonas calceolata, 995 nucleotides. NCBI's taxonomy places the organism in Eukaryota, Pelagophyceae, Pelagomonadales, Pelagomonadaceae. The record is from the annotation of a GenBank genome assembly.